Messenger RNA from Saccoglossus kowalevskii, 521 nucleotides. Its product is annotated as anaphase-promoting complex subunit CDC26-like. Gene Ontology annotation, cellular component: anaphase-promoting complex. NCBI's taxonomy places the organism in Eukaryota, Metazoa, Hemichordata, Enteropneusta, Harrimaniidae. Gene Ontology annotation, biological process: protein K11-linked ubiquitination; anaphase-promoting complex-dependent catabolic process; regulation of mitotic cell cycle. The record is from RefSeq and is a predicted model, not a curated record.
AUGAUUAAGAGAGGACCAACACGAAUUGAAAUGAAUCUUGAGGAUCUCAAAGAAUUUGAUGCUGUAAAAAAAGAAAUUGAAAAGAAGAAAAAAGAAAAAGAGCCUGUGGGGGCGGACAGUGUUUCAGAUAGCAAGACUAGACAAAAGGAGAUACAGGAAAGAAUUGGAUACGAUCCAAAGACUGUUCCAUCAACGUCCAGUAGAAUCGGGGAACUCCGUGGCGGAGUAUGAAAUGCAUAUCACAGCAAUAGUUACAGACUCUCACUGCCAGUGCCAAUUGGUGACUGUUUCAGACACUUUCCAACAGAGAUGACUGAGGGGUGCUAUCGUUUUGCUAGUGUGGAUUGGCAACUGUUACUAAUAUUCUCUCCGCUGAUUGAUGGAGACUGUAAUAAGAUUUUUAUCAUUCUCAUUUUCUCACAAGCUUCAAGCUUCAGUCACAUUACACCUAGGUGAUUUCAUUUCAGAAACAUUCAUACACUACAUGUUAUGAAUUAUAACUGAAUAAACAAAUAUUUGCA